This is a messenger RNA of Quercus robur (English oak), 992 nucleotides long. RefSeq names its product heavy metal-associated isoprenylated plant protein 24. The record is from RefSeq and is a predicted model, not a curated record. The transcript is spliced from 2 exons. Gene Ontology annotation, molecular function: metal ion binding. Lineage: Eukaryota; Viridiplantae; Streptophyta; Magnoliopsida; Fagales; Fagaceae. The coding region runs from base 303 to 755 and encodes 150 amino acids.
CCAUGACAAGAACCACUACUAGUCCUUCAUUUCUCUUCUCCUACAAUUUUUUUUUUUCCUGAUCAUUCAAACAACAAGAUCAAGUUUAGACUUGUCCUUGUCUACUGCUUCGAGUGUUCUCUCUUGUCAUGUUUGCUUAAUUUUCUUUAAUUAAAUUUAACCUUUUCAACUACUCUCAAGCUUAUCUUUAAGCUUUUGCAUUUCCGGCCCACAUCUGCUUUUUAUUUAUACAAAAAGUCUUGCAGAAACUUCUCUUAAGACAAAAAUCAUCCUGAAGCUAGAGAUUUGAAGAAACAAAAAAAAUGGGAGUGGAAGGCACUUUGGAAUACUUAUCCACUUUAUUAAGCAGUGCUAAAAAACGCAAGAAGAAGAAGCAAAUUCAAACUGUAGCGCUCAAAGUCAGGAUGGACUGUGAAGGGUGUGAGCGUAAGGUCAAGAAUGUUCUCUCCGGAGUAAAGGGGGCUAAAUCUGUGGACGUGGACAGGAAGCAGCAGAAGGUGACUGUUACAGGUUAUGUUGAGCCGAAGAAGGUGUUGAAGGCAGCUCAAUCAACCAAGAAAAAAGUGGAGAUGUGGCCUUAUGUUCCAUACACACUGGUGGCUCAUCCUUACGUUGCUCAGGCUUAUGACAAGAAGGCACCUCCUAAUAUGGUCAGGAGCAUUCCCAAUACUGUCACAAUUAAUGAGACCACCGUGGAUGACCGCUACACCAACAUGUUCAGUGAUGAAAACCCAAAUGCCUGCUCCAUCAUGUAGAUCAAAUAUUACCAAAUCGAUCUGCUUGUAUAGAAAUGUUAAUCGUAGGCUAAGCUAGCUAUACAUCUAGCUGCAGCAGGGGUUUGUGUUUUGUUGAUAGGGUUUGAUGAUUAUGUUAAUAUCGAUCUCUGUUUUGAAUUUUCUUUUAGAGAGUUUGUGCACGGUGGACAUGAGCUUUGGAAAUGGGAACUGUUAUUGAAUGAAUGAAAAUGUGUGGGUUGCUACUCAUUUCAGUAA